AUACACUCCUCGAAAUCAAACAUGGAUUCGAGAUCGCCUUUCCCUUCUACUCUGCUCUUUGUUCUUCUACUGGUGCUCCCUGUUUUCGCCAAUGCGUCUAGCAGACUCUACAUCGUCUACAUGGGGGAGAAGAAGCACGAUGAUCCAUCUGUGGUGACUGCAUCGCACCAUGAUGCUCUUACUUCAGUUUUUGGGAGUAAAGAUGAAGCCAUGAAAUCCAUAGUCUACAGUUACAAGCACGGAUUCUCUGGAUUCGCCGCAAUGCUCACCGAGUCCCAAGCUGAUGAACUUGCAAAAUUACCCGGAGUUAUCACUGUGAAGCCUAACACUUACCAUGAAACACACACUACACGGAGCUGGGAUUUUCUUGGCCUUAACUACAACGAACAAUCAAGUCUUUUGAAGAAGGCAGGCUAUGGUGAAGAUGUCAUCGUUGGUGUUGAUACAGGGAUAUGGCCUGAAUCACAAAGCUUCGACGACAAUAGCUACGGCCCUGUGCCAGCACGGUGGAAGGGCAAGUGCCAGACCGGCGUGGCGUUCAACACCACGGGUUGCAACCGGAAGAUCAUCGGUGCGCGCUGGUACUCCAGCGGCGUCCCGGACGAGUCUCUUAAGGGCGACUACAUGUCACCAAGGGACCUAAACGGGCACGGCACGCACACCGCCUCGACGAUCGCCGGCAAGCAGGUGUGGAACGUGAGCCACCGGCAGAGCGGCCUGGCCGCGGGCAUGGCCCGCGGAGGUGCGCCGCGGGCGAGGCUGGCGGUCUACAAGGCUUGCUGGGGUGACAGCAACUCCACGUGUGGCGACGCGUCCGUCCUCGCGGCCAUCGACGACGCCAUAAACGACGGCGUGGACGUGCUGUCGCUGUCGCUGGGAGGGUACGGUGAGGUCGCCGGGACGCUGCACGCCGUGGCGAGGGGGAUCACCGUGGUGUUCGCCGGCGGGAACGAGGGCCCCGUGCCACAGUCCGUGUCGAACGCCGUGCCGUGGGUCAUCACGGUGGCCGCUAGCACCAUCGAUCGCUCGUUUCCAACCGUGAUAUCGCUCGGGAACAAAGAGAAGCUUGUGGGACAAUCUCUUAACUACAAUGCAACAAUGAACAGCAGCAACUUUCAUAUGCUCGUCGAUGGGCAAAGAUGCGACGAGGACUCUCUGGCGUCAGUCAACAUCACCGGCAAGAUCGUCCUGUGCUCGGCGCCGUUGGAGGCGGCCAACUCGUCACCAAACAGCUCGUUCGCCGCCACAUUCGUCGCCGUCGUGAAGAGACGCGCGAAGGGUCUCAUCUAUGCGCAGUACAGCGCCAACGUCUUGGUUGGCUUCGAGGACUUCUGCCACCUGUAUCUGCCGGCCAGCUGCGUGCUGGUCGACUACGAAAUCGCAAGCAGGAUCGCCUCCUACGCCAAAAGCACAAGGAAAUCUGUGGUGAAGAUAUCUCGGGUGGUGAGCGUGGUUGGGAAUGGGGUACUCGCACCGAGGAUCGCCAUGUUCUCGUCGAGAGGCCCGAGCAAUGAAUUUCCUGUCAUCCUCAAGCCUGACAUAUCUGCACCUGGAGUCAGCAUCCUGGCUGCUGUGGGCGACUCAUACAAAUUCAUGUCUGGGACGUCCAUGGCAUGCCCGCACGUCUCGGCGGUGGCGGCGCUGCUCAAGUCGGUUCACCCGGACUGGUCGCCGGCCAUGAUCAAGUCUGCCAUUGUCACCACAGCAUCGGUGACCGAUCGUUUUGGUAUGCCAAUACAAGCUGAGGGAGCACCUAGGAAGAUCGCCGAUCCAUUCGACUUUGGUGGUGGCCAGAUCGACCCAGACAAGUCCAUUGACCCUGGGCUUGUCUAUGACAUUGACCCGAAGGAAUACACUAAGUUUUUCAACUGUACCCUUGGCCCUAAGGAUGACUGUGAGUCCUAUGUGGGCCAGCUCUAUCAGCUCAACCUUCCAUCCAUCGCCGUGCCAGACCUUAAGGACUCUGUCACGGUUUGGCGCACUGUAACCAACGUCGGAGGGGAAGAAGGAACUUACAAGGCAUCAAUUGAGGCACCAGCCGGUGUGAGGAUGUCUGUUGAACCUUCAAUUAUCACAUUCACCAGAGGUGGUAGUAGAAGUGCAACAUUCAAGGUGACAUUCACCGCAAGGCAGAGAGUACAAGCAGGCUACACGUUUGGAAGCUUAACAUGGCUAGAUGGUGUCACACAUUCGGUGAGGAUUCCAGUAGUGGUUCGCACCAUAAUCCAAGACUUUGUUUCAGAUACUUCGUAA
This is a messenger RNA of Oryza sativa Japonica Group (Japanese rice), 2253 nucleotides long. The record is from RefSeq and is a predicted model, not a curated record. Lineage: Eukaryota; Viridiplantae; Streptophyta; Magnoliopsida; Poales; Poaceae.